Aspergillus welwitschiae is the source of this 1446-nucleotide messenger RNA. RefSeq lists its product as uncharacterized. The coding region runs from base 1 to 1446 and encodes 481 amino acids. The transcript has 3 exons. Gene Ontology annotation, molecular function: protein binding. The record is from RefSeq and is a predicted model, not a curated record. Lineage: Eukaryota; Fungi; Ascomycota; Eurotiomycetes; Eurotiales; Aspergillaceae.
AUGCACCCAGCCGCUUUUACCGUCCUCAAUCCAGGAGCUACGAUGCCACAGUGCUUCAAGCAUAGCGCCGACACACUCAUGACUUUCGAGAACAGCUACGAUACGUACAUGAAAAACUACUCACCGAGCCCUGACUGGACACAUAGCGAUCCGCUUAAGCUCUGGCACAUUAUCUACAAUGUCCCAUCAGACAGUGUGGGCAAGGUUGCUGAGCUGGCCCUGGAGCGCGGAGCUGGCUUGAUCCAUAUCACCAACGACAACAUCCCCAGUCCGUACGACUCCCUCCCUGACGAUGACUACAUGCAGACCAUCAUGAGCGCCCUUGGAGGUGACAAACCGGCCAUUUACAAUUCCACCGCGUAUGAAAAGAACGGCCAGUCUGCAUCUGCUCCCGGCUCAUUAGCAGUGACCGCCUCAGAUUACUCCUUCGUGAGUCUAAGCUGGGGAGCUAGUUCCCGUGCUCCCUAUGCGUACUCGAUCUAUCAGAAUGGAAAAGAAGUGGCCCGUCUACCGGGCAGCAUGACCAAGGUUACCAUCGGCAACAUUGAUCACGGUACCUCCAUUACCUUCACCGCGAGGGCUAUCGGGUCUGGGGGCAGCGCGUCGGGUGAUUCAAACUCGGUAGAGGCAACGACGCUUGGAUUACCGGACAACCAGCACGUCACCAACGUGAAGGCCAGCUCGACCGCUACAAAAACUACGGUCCAGGCCGACAUCCCAAUUCCUUUGCUUUCCAACACCGCCUGCGAAAUGCCGGCGUGGCCUAUCAACUACAAUCUCGGCCAUUACAUCUGCAUACACUACAUGGUUGAAAGCAAAACUCUGUUCAAAUACACUGGUGCCGAGUUGCCGGCCGGACAGACCAACUUUCCCUGUGCAUGGUCCUCGAUGGGCACUGUCCCCGUCUCUCGGAGUUGCUACACCUGGACGUGGGAGCUUCCCAACGGAUCUGAUACUAUCGACACGAACUACUUUGUCGUUGAGGCACAUAGGCCCCUGACCAACGUCUUCCACCCAUGCCCCAGUACCUGGGAUGACGCCACCCUCAGCAGCGGGGCCUACUGCACGGGCAAGGCACCGUACGACUGUAAAGGCGAGACGCUCUGCAGUACAUUGAAUAUCAAGUGGUGCGACAAGGCCGUCAACCAGAUGACGCGUGGCCCGACGCUCUACACUGCUAAUGCAGAGGCCCUCGAGCUGUCUGGUAACUGUUGGGCCAACUGGGAGCAGUUCGGCUGCUCGGUGAAGAUCCGCGGUAAGGACGAGAACAGCAAGGGCUGUACGAUUACUGACGAUGAGAUGUGGGAGGCCUAUCAGGAUAUCCGCAAAAUUGGCGGGUGUAGAAAGUGUGACAGCAAGCACUAUGAGAAUGGCUGUCUGGUCAGCGUAGAGUACUAUCAUGGAUGUGAUAAUGGGGAUCCUGGAGUGAACGCGAUUGAUGUUUGA